Molecule: messenger RNA, 1211 nt
Organism: Styela clava
Lineage: Eukaryota; Metazoa; Chordata; Ascidiacea; Stolidobranchia; Styelidae
Source: RefSeq, a predicted model, not a curated record
CUUUCGCUUCAAUGCUGUCGCGUCAGAACCAAGUCGAAACUGUUUUUAUCCGGAAACACUCACUUCGGCACCCGAUGCAAUACUUUCUCCAAAUUAUCCGAAUUACUAUCCUGUAGGAAGCGACUGCCAAUGGCUGGUUCAAGCACCUCCGUCAUACACUGUCUCCGUUUACAUUGACGCGAUAUCUCUGGGAUAUUAUGAUUCGUUGGAUUUUUAUGAUGGCAACUCGACUGAUGUAGUUCUGACACAUUGUGAACGAUAUUAUUGCUACAACGGAAUGCAUAUCGGAAGUUAUGAUUCGCAAAUGCUGAUAAAAAUGAAUAGCAGUGACAGUGAUAACUCAGGAAAUGGAUUUUUCAAAUUGAAAUAUACAUUUUGUGAAAAUGCUAUGUGUUCCCCAACGGACGAUUUUACUAAUACUGUUAUGUCUCCUAACUAUCCUAAUGAUUAUCCAAACAUGUAUUCUGAAGUAUACAGCAUUGCGGUUCCAAGUGGUGUUGUAUAUUUUGAAUUCAAAACAUUUGAUACGGAGACAUGCUGUGAUCAUUUGGAUAUAUAUGAUGGAAAUUCCGUUAAUUCAUCACUAAUUGUGCAGCUGAGCGGUUAUCGUGAAGGAUUCAAAGGCCAAACUACUGGUCGAUUUUUAACAAUGAUGUUUUCUACGGACGUUUCAGUUACAAGAUCUGGUUUCCUAAUGAAAUAUUAUAAUGAGAGCAAUGCUGUUUAUCACAAUUUGUACCAAGCAGGCGAAUAUUACUCUUAUUAUGAUCAUUACCGACAAAAUAUAAUCUUAUCCCCGGGAUACCCAGGCUUCUAUCCGUAUGACGUCGACUAUUAUUGGUAUUUUCAUGCGAAUGCAAAUGUCUAUAUGAUUGAAUUUGAAGUUUACAAGUUGGAUUUGGAUUCCUCUGAUUUUCUAAAGUUUUACGAAUAUUUUGGCGUUGACUCUACUAAUCUUAGAUAUACCUUAACGGGAAAUAGAUAUCAUAGUAGCCCAGGCAUAUACAUUUACAAUACUAGAGCAACAAUGCGGCUCUAUUCAGACUCAACAUUUAGUGGCGAGGGAUUUAACAUCAGAUAUAUCUAUCAUAAUUAAUGAGGUUGAUUGGUCCUACCUUAAAGUAAGGUCUACACUCCCAUUGGCGCUUCAACGUGAGAUCUACCGCUGUAUUAUCACUCACGCGGUAGACCUCUGGGUGUAGAUCGGUAGG